AUGACGGACAAGCUCGCCGCUCGCAACUCAACCAGCAGACAGUGGCCGACUAACCACGAAUCGCGAAAUCUAGGCUUCGGCACCACCUUCGGUUACCUCUGGUGGUACGGCUACCACUUGCCCCGUGUCCGUGAGCGUGAUCUGUUCUACGCCCGUCUCGAGCAGGAGCGCGCUGCUCAGCGCAGCUAA
This is a messenger RNA of Penicillium oxalicum, 189 nucleotides long. Its product is annotated as cytochrome c oxidase subunit VIIa. Gene Ontology annotation, biological process: mitochondrial electron transport, cytochrome c to oxygen. Lineage: Eukaryota; Fungi; Ascomycota; Eurotiomycetes; Eurotiales; Aspergillaceae. The record is from RefSeq and is a predicted model, not a curated record. The transcript is spliced from 2 exons. Bases 1 to 189 code for a protein of 62 amino acids.